CAUGAUUAUUAGCAAUUAGAUGUAACACAAUGCAUAUAAAGUAUCACCAAUAACACGCACAUUAAAAAAUUUAUCGAUGAGCGAUAAGAGCUCUGAUUCGUCAAAUGUUUUAAUGAUAGAUAUUUUAUUCUGUUUUAAUUUUAGGAAAAUCUGCAAUAAGGGGCAUAUUUACUAAUAAUGAUAGCAAUCAUAAUGAAAUAACUAUUAUUAAAACGGUAAAAUCGUAUCAUCGAAUCCUGUCAUAUUUCAUAAGGAAUAUGAUUUGUUUCUACUGUUUGAUUAUUGAAACGAAGGAAUCAAGAGAACCUUAUUUUCUCGAAACUGAGAUACCGACCACACCCCUGAAUUCGUUUUCGAUCGUGUUGAAAGACCGAUCGAUAUCCGCAGGCUCGGUCGGCGGAAACACAUUAUUUUGGGCUGGCCCAAAAUGGAGUUCACGUUUCGAUCAUACAUUGUCGUCACAAACAAACGUGGUACUCGAUAUAUACGUGUUUACGUCCAGAUUCUCAGGCGAAAGGCGAGUCUUUCGCAAGUGAAGAAUUGAUCGCCAAAUGUUUCGCCGGCUUACGCUUUAAAGAAAAACGCCGUAUACACAAAAUAUCACGUCUUCUUGUGUCAGUCUGGAGUCAAUUCUUUCCCAUUUUUGUCAAUUAACAUGUAAAAGAAUGGACAAAAGAUAAUGAAAGAAAGAAGACUCGUUUUCACUUUCUUUAUGAAAUCCUUAGUUGCUUAGGAAAAACCGGGCGACUAACUUCAAGAACAAGGAAUUUAGAGAACGUUUUGAAGAAUAUUUUUGGAGGAUAUUUAUAUAAGUUUUGAGCCGAUUCGCCCUGAUGGCUCGUCUUUAAUCCGCCAUUGGACGUGCAUCGCUGCGAGGAAACGGCGGUGUAACUCGUGGCGAGGGGUGC
Messenger RNA from Pogonomyrmex barbatus (red harvester ant), 908 nucleotides. RefSeq lists its product as uncharacterized. Lineage: Eukaryota; Metazoa; Arthropoda; Insecta; Hymenoptera; Formicidae. The record is from RefSeq and is a predicted model, not a curated record.